Molecule: messenger RNA, 2682 nt
Organism: Esox lucius (northern pike)
Lineage: Eukaryota; Metazoa; Chordata; Actinopteri; Esociformes; Esocidae
Gene: dbh
Product: dopamine beta-hydroxylase (dopamine beta-monooxygenase)
Exons: 12
Coding region: 315-2174 (619 amino acids)
Biological process (GO): dopamine catabolic process; octopamine biosynthetic process; norepinephrine biosynthetic process
Cellular component (GO): secretory granule membrane
Molecular function (GO): copper ion binding; dopamine beta-monooxygenase activity
Source: RefSeq, a predicted model, not a curated record
ACCAGCACAGAAGAAGAAAACAAAAGUGCAGAAGCCUGGUGUUUGGUAAAUCGGGGGAAAAAGACACUAAUAUACAGAACAGAGAUGGCAGGAUACUGUGAAAGAAGUGGAUAACUCCCCAAACAGGCUUAGCAACCUUAGGGUCAGACACCUCCUAGCACCUGUUGAUGAGGUGAGAGAAGACAGCGUUGUUCCAGUAUAAAAGGUACGGUUGCUGGCAAAGAAGAGGAAGUGUUUUGAAUACAGGCAAACGAUAAUCAAAACUGUUGACUGAGUCAAUUUCCUAGUGGCCAGCUAAACGUCCAAACGGAGGUAUGCGCAUCCUAAACAAGGACCUGAGGCUGCAGGACGUGACUCUGAUGUACCUGACCGUAUUAGCCACCCUGGUGGUGAUCCUGGUAGCCUCCUACAAGGUUGAUCCCGUCAGCCCUGCCAGGGGAGGCUCACCGUCCAGCCCACCAUCCAGCCCCCUGUCGCUUCCAUACCACAUGCCUCUCGAUCCACGCGGACACCUCCAGCUGUCCUGGAACGUCUCCUACGCUCUCCAGGAGCUGUACCUGGAAGUGCGAUGCAGUGAGAUGAAACACGGUCUGGUCCUGGGCAUGUCCGACCGCGGGGAGCUCACCAACGCAGACCUGGCAGUACUCUGGGAUGACGGGCAUCAGUCCUACUUUGGGGACGCAUGGAGUGACAAUGAAGGCCGUGUAAGUCUGGACAGCCAGCAGGACUACCAGCUGAUUGAAGCCCGGCAGACACCUGAGGGGUUCUCUCUGCUGUUUAAAAGGCCCUUCAGCACCUGUGACCCACGAGACUACAUCAUAGAGGAGGGCACAGUCCACCUGAUCUACGGAGUGUUAGACCGGCCAAUCCGUUCGCUCGAGCAGCUCAACCUUUCCCAGAUCGAGACGGGGGUGCAGAGAGCCCUCUUGCUGCGCCCCGACUCCCCUUCCCCUUCCCUGCCCCCAGAUGUCCAAACUCUGGAUGUCCUGGCCCCCAAUGUCAUCAUCCCCACCCAGGAGACCACAUACUGGUGCCACAUCUACCAACUACCAGCCAACGUACCCAAAAACCAUAUAGUGAUGUAUGAGUCGGUGGUGACUCCUGGUAACGAGGCCAUUGUUCAUCACAUGGAGGUGUUUGAGUGUUCUCCUGAGAUGGCCGUAGUGCCUCAGUACAGUGGACCAUGUGACUCCAAGAUGAAGCCGGCGAGCCUCAACUACUGUCGCCACGUCCUGGCGGCCUGGGCCAUGGGAGCUGAGUCCUUCUACUACCCCUCUGAUGCAGGUUUGCCUCUAGGUGGACCAGGAUCCUCCAGGUUUUUACGUCUGGAGGUUCACUACCACAACCCUCUCCUUAUCUCAGGUCGUAAGGACAACUCAGGUGUGCGUCUGUACUACACGCCCACUCUGAGGCGUUAUGACGCUGGCAUCAUGGAGCUGGGGCUGGUCUACACUCCGGUGAUGGCCAUACCGCCCAGAGAGCAGAGCUUCCAGCUCACAGGAUACUGCACCUCCAAGUGUACCCAAACUGCCUUACCUCCAGGGGGGAUCAACAUCUUCGCAUCCCAGCUCCACACUCACCUGGCUGGGCGAGGGGUUAGGACAGUCCUGGUGAGGGCUGGAAGAGAGGUGGAGGUGGUUCAGGAGGACAAGCAUUUCAGCACACACUACCAGAUAAUUCGAAUGCUGAGGAGGAUGGUGACGGUGCUGCCUGGUGACGUCCUCCUGACAAAGUGUACAUACAACACUGAGGACAGAAGCCAGCCUACAGUGGGAGGUUUUGGGAUCAUGGAGGAGAUGUGCGUAAACUAUAUCCACUAUUACCCCCGCACUCAACUAGAGCUCUGCAAGAGCAACGUGGACCCGGGAUACCUGCAGAAAUAUUUCAACUUUAUCAAUAGGUUCCAGGGUGGCGAUGCGUGUAGCUGUGGUCAGACCAGUGUGACAGACCAGUUCUCCUCCCUUUCCUGGGACUCCUUCAGCGGGGAGGUGCUUGACUCCCUCUACAGCACAGCUCCCAUCUCCAUGGCUUGUAACCAGUCCUCAGCUAGGCUUUUCCCUGGUGACUGGGAGAAGCAGGAGCUUCCAGUAGUGACAUCACAGCUCCAGAGACCCCGAUACCCGUGUGAGGGGGGUAAACUGCCUACACAGAACAGUGAACCCACUGUGCUCUGACCCUCCCUGGGAGAGACCCUACCCCCGGGUUCAUAGCAGCGUCAUCUCCCUCGGCUGACAUACUCCACAACAAACCAAUCUGAUUGGGCCUUCGCAACCUGUCGCUCCAGUGACAUCAAUGCAACCCAGGAAGCACUACAGUUGCCAGUCAUUAUUUCCAUUAUAACAUUUACCCAAUAAAACAGUAGUCCAUUGUUGUUAUAUGUUACUGAGGUGUUGUUGGAUUGUUAAAUGUAUGUCAGGAGACGCCACGUGUCAUUUAGAAUUUGGGUGCGACACUGUUCAACAUUUUUUUUUCAAUGAGAGCAGGAUUGGACUUAAUCUGGAUCAAGGAUGUUUGCCCAGGCCAUGUAGAUGAAAAGCUUAGAUCACACUGAAGUUGGAAGAGGAUGGAUGACAACAUAGUUUAUAAUUGACAAGCGGGAAGUCUUCAUCUGAAACAUUGAUUGUAUUAUUUACAAGUAUGUUCAUUUUACAAAUCACAGAAGACAAUGCAUCUAAUACAAAU